Rhineura floridana is the source of this 1359-nucleotide messenger RNA. RefSeq names its product PICALM interacting mitotic regulator (gene PIMREG). The coding region runs from base 343 to 1188 and encodes 281 amino acids. Lineage: Eukaryota; Metazoa; Chordata; Lepidosauria; Squamata; Rhineuridae. The record is from RefSeq and is a predicted model, not a curated record. The transcript is spliced from 5 exons.
GACAAGGGCUGGGAACAUGACCUUCAAAACAGAUGCAAUUAAUUAAGUUGGUAUCAACUUUGAAAAGGGUGCUGGCCAACUGCAAUUAAUAAACAAUGAGAAGACUAAGAACAUGAUCGUCGUAUGUAAUUAAUUAAGGUGCAGUGUAACCCUGCACGUAGGCCAGGGGGCUUUUGUGUAGAAAUAAGGCUCCUUAGACUCUGUCCAGAGAGCUUCGACACAGACCUUGACCGUUGCAGUGCUGUGUACCUGUUGGCCACCACUUGGGAUCCCUCUGUUAUUGUCUACUUGUUGCUCCCAACAACUGAAAGGAGAACGGGAAUCCAGCACAGGGAAGAGGAGAUGGCAUCUGUGUUCCAGAGCUUGGGGUCCACUGUUGGCUGGAGGAACCAUGAGAUCCUGUCUGACUUCGAGGAGAGUCCGCUCCCUGAUAGAUUCAGGAAGAAGCCCUCUCGCAACCUGAGCGCCGUGCGGAUGUCCUUAAGGAAGCGGAUGCCUCUAAAGGAAGUUGAGAUGAACUUCGAUGAGAAUCCAACUUGGGAGAGCCUGGAAGCCAAGGAGAAGGGCCGGAACGUCCAGGCACUUACGAGGACGGCUAGAAACGCCUUUGGGACGGUGUCACAGAAAAUCCAGAAGAGCUGUCAAGGCCCCACUCGCUCCCUGGCAUCCUCCUGGGCCAAAGCCUCCAUGGGCAGCAGGAAGGGCUCUGCCAAGACCCAAAGCUUGUUGCCUCAGACCCCUUGCCGCAAGAGCAACAGGCUUGCCACCAUCUCGACCCCGACAUCCGGCACCAGGAUCCUGUCCCCACCUGGCAAGAGAUCCUCCUUUCGGCAGGGCUCCUGCCGGCUUCAGAAAGACCUCCUCCCUCUCCGGAGAUCCAUGAGGGCUGCAGCCUUGAGAAGCCCGUAUGCUUCUUCUGCACCUGCCCGACAAAGGAGGCAACUUGAUUGCAACGUGGAGUUGGUCUCCACUGGCAUUCGCCACCUGAAGCGUCUCUCUCGGGCCUUCAACGACAUCAUUGUCCAAGAAGAGAGAGAUCAAGCCAUCAUGAACUACUACCAGGUGAUGGCACAGAAUUUGCGGGCUGCGCAGCUGCGCUCUCGGAACCUCUCCCAGUCUACGCUCAAGAGGCAAGCAGCCAGGCUGCGGAGGGCGCUCAGCAGCUGGGCUGAUAAUAACCUUAAAUAACACCAGUCUUGGGGAAUAUGAAGGGUGUGUGUGUGUGUCCUUGCGUGUUUGUGUUUAUCUUACUUUUUAAAAAAUAGCUGUUUGUAUACAACUCUACUCUGAAUAAGCUUGUGUAAAAACAAAAACACUACCUUUUGUAACGCCUUAAUAAAACUACUUGGAUUUUUGCUA